Messenger RNA from Paramacrobiotus metropolitanus, 2070 nucleotides. RefSeq lists its product as uncharacterized. Gene Ontology annotation, cellular component: cytoplasm. The transcript is spliced from 7 exons. Lineage: Eukaryota; Metazoa; Tardigrada; Eutardigrada; Parachela; Macrobiotidae. Gene Ontology annotation, molecular function: MAP kinase tyrosine/serine/threonine phosphatase activity; protein tyrosine/threonine phosphatase activity. Gene Ontology annotation, biological process: protein dephosphorylation; negative regulation of MAPK cascade. Bases 530 to 1720 code for a protein of 396 amino acids. The record is from RefSeq and is a predicted model, not a curated record.
UGGAUCGACAGCCGUACACGGGAAUAUUGAAUCGCGCCUAUGUGCUAAAUGAUCGAGAACCCUGUGUUGAUCCACAGGACAACAUUCCUGCUGCAUGCUUCUAAUUGGGCCAGUUUCCUUCUACAGUCUUCGUGGUUGAGGCGCGCUGAAUACAUAGUCUUGCACUAAAUGAGACCGCAUAAUGGGGAUUAAAGAGCUAUUGAAAUUACUGUCAUUUGUAGUUGUUAGUUAUUACCGAUAGAGAUGUGGCGUUUAAUGCUUGAAUUUUAAUUGAUCUUGAAUACGAUUUCUCUUUUCGUCGAUAUAACACCGAGUCUUUGCAGAAGUUAGCGCUUACUUUUAACUUGCACGGAUUCACCAGCACUCGCGGAAGAAAACUUGGACCGUGUGGCCGGAUCCCUAGAUUGUAUAGUUUCUGAAAGAACACAUUCCUACUGUAUCGAUAUCCGGCAGCUUGGGUUGCAGCCGUCAUUAGAUUAGGCAUUAGAAGUUGGCUUGUCAUUAGUAUCACAGCGUUUAUACGUACACGAUGAGCCUGUAUCCGACUGCAACCAUUGUCAAGAGCGGCGGCAUACCUGCUUCCAACAAUAUCGCUGGCCACAACGGUGCAACUGGAUCGCAGCAGCCAAUUCCCGCCGCGCCGGCCACCAAUGUGUUAACGGCUCAGAAUCCCACUACAUCGAACAAACAUCUGAGCCCAGCCAGUACCAGUUCCGAAUGGCCGACUGGAAAAACCGGCUCAGGCAAACUAAAAGCUGCACCCCAACAUCGGGCCUCCAUUUUCGAUAGUUUUGUGACGGUGAAAAAUAGCCUUCGCAGCCCGCAGCUGGGAGUGGAUCAAAUGGAAGUGGCGGAAAACGUUACGCGUUCGCGAAGUUUCGUUGUGACCCGUGAUCGUCUAACGCGUUCCCGCAGCGACGACAUAUCUGAACUGGAUGACCAGCCUGAUGAUUCAUCGGCAUCUGUCACGGAUGUUAGAGUUCACAUUCAAAGGGAAAAUUCAUUACUGUCAAUCGGAACGAUUACACCGCGGAUCCCUGGACAACCCCGCACACCGUCUGGAAGUAUAGCAUAUGUUGCGUGGGAAGAUCAUGAUAGUACCUCGACCGUGGCGACCUCGCAACCUCCGUUGAAAAUAUGGACGGAAGAAGCCCUCCUGCAGUUUGGCCAAACUGCUUACCAUGACGAGAAUUUAUCGCAGAUAACGGAUUAUUUGUACAUCGGUGACAUUUACGCUGCAAACAAUGAUCAUUUGAUGUGUCGAUUAAAUAUUGAUGCAAUUGUUGAUAUGAGUAAUCUUCGGCCCGCUGAUGUCCGGAAAUUAAAGGCUUGCCAUAUUCCCUGCACUUGUCCAAUUAGCACCAAUCAUCAACGAGCGAAACUGAUCCUCGGCGUCAAAAAUCAAGAAUCGGAGGACAUCCAUUUGUACUUCGACGAAAUUAAUCGGUUUAUUGAAUCAAUCCGACGAAGCGGCAGGAAAGUGCUAGUGCAUUCUGUGCGUGGACAAGGCCGGUCGGCAGUGGCUGUGAUUCAGUACCUGAUGCAGGUUCACCGUUUGAACAUGCAGGCAGCGUUUCGGGUUACCAAAUUAGCCCGUGUCCUGAAAAUCAACCCGGGCUUCCGGGAGACUUUGGAGUUUUUAGAAAGCCAAUUAAGACGAGAAGGGAAACUUCCACCGGCGGAAAGAAAGCAUCGCCUGGCUCCCAGGCUUAUUGUUUAAUAAACGUCCUCUAACCAUGGCUAGUCCUGAAAAUGGAAAGGCUUAGUCAUGCUCGAUAAUUAUUUCUGAUAUCAUGAACCGCAUAUUCCACAAUUUCAGCACCAUAUGUUUGUACAAUUACGUGGUUUUUGCACCAUAGGCUAUUUUGUGCGACCAAUGGCCGCCGCUGAGUUUUAUAAACAAAAUCGUUCAUGAUUAACUAUACAUAUUAAUAAUUCAUAAUUCACAAAAUUUAAUGUUGUAUUGCAUGCACAUGAUUUACUAUGAAGUUGAUAUGCAUCUGUAUGUAUUAUAAUAUAGAUAUUUGCUCCAUAUAAAAAAUGGAAGAGCAAAGUUUCUUUGGUCGGCAA